AUGCACUCACAGUUCUGGAGGAGGCGUGUGAGGUGCAGGUCACAUGAUCCGAGUCGUCUCCCCAUCAUCUUCUGGUUUCCACGGACGUGUCACCUGUCGGAGCGAUUACACUCGUCCUCCGGCCGGACGCCGUGUCCUGACUGCCAAGACAAAAAGGCAGCCGUCACGUCGGGUUUUGCGGCGGCGUCACGGUCGCUUCGAUGA
Molecule: messenger RNA, 204 nt
Organism: Xyrichtys novacula (pearly razorfish)
Lineage: Eukaryota; Metazoa; Chordata; Actinopteri; Labriformes; Labridae
Source: the annotation of a GenBank genome assembly